Haemonchus placei is the source of this 501-nucleotide messenger RNA. The record is from the annotation of a GenBank genome assembly. NCBI's taxonomy places the organism in Eukaryota, Metazoa, Nematoda, Chromadorea, Rhabditida, Trichostrongylidae.
AUGCGUGGGCCGGUGCCCAGUCCUGUUGUAGCACAAAGCUUCCGUCACGAUAAAGGCGGCUACAUGACUGCAAAUGUCUUCUCUGAGCUGCUGGACGUAGUACUCGGCAUUAGUCUUCAACCCAGGCUCCACGAACAGCAGCUCCGUCUUACCGUUCCACAAGACUCCGGCCCACACCAUCAGGCCACGCUGGCUGGUGGAGCGUGAGAUCAAGAAGAGCUUCUCAUCGCUGAAAACGAUCCGCUUCACGAAUCCGUCGUUGAGUUUUGGCAGCAGACGCUGGCAGCAUUCCGCGCGAUUCUUCUGCUGCUUCUCGUUAACGCAGUGGGUCCUUACCUGAAAUGUGAUUAUCAAAAUACGCAGACGGCUUCAUAUUUCGAUGCCAAUAUAGGAACCACACGAGUUCCUGCUUCCUUUCAUCAAGAAACAUUCUUAGUACAAUUUACCCGAUCACAUCCUUCUGUUGCUUCAAUCGGUGCGACGUAUUCCGCCCUGGAUUAG